GCAUAAUUGCGGCGGCCGGCGAUGAAAAACCAGGACAGAGUCAAGCGCAAAAGCGUGAACUCUCAAGCGUAAGCAAGGACUUUUGUGGCAUUUUCAAAUUGUCAAAACUAUAAAGAAAAGUUUACCCUUCAAAGUGUAGCAUUACACCACUUCUCUGCUUGACCAAGAAAACAGACCCAGUCUUUCAUAAAUUAAAAAUUCAGUGCUUACAAAUCAUCUCUUUUCUUGAGAAACAAGUAAAAUCAUGAUCAGAUUUCCGAAUCGAGAAACGCCAGAAUUUUGUUCCUGCAAAUGAAGAACCAAGACUUCUUUAGCCCUCAAUUCCAGUCUCAGAGAUCGAAGAACUCCAAAUCCAGAAACGAACGCCGUUCCGGUGUUAUAAACAAGCGGAAGAAUCAUGAAUCUGUAUUUCCGUUUAAGUAUGUGAAAGCUGGUGUCAAUCGAGUUUCUGGAUUCUUUAAAUCUAUUUUCAUCAGUCGGAAGCAGAACGCUUCGGAUCGUACUGUGAUUGGCGCUAGAGAAGAUAAUAAUUCUCGCAGAGAAUUCUCCUCCUAUUCGUCGGGAAGCUUCGGGAGGAACUCGUCGCCUUUGAAGUCUUAUGGAUCGUAUGCUUCGUACGGUUCGUCGUCUACCUUUCCCAGCGAUUUUUUCGCAUCUGCAGGAUUCUCGAUUGACGUAAUUUACAAGGCGACGGAUAAUUUCUCUGCUGCGAAUGUAGUUGGAGCUGGAGCAUUUGGAACGGUGUAUAAAGGGAAGCUCAAAGACGGAUCUCUUGUUGCCGUAAAGCGAGCCAGAAGGAAUGCGCACGAGAAGCGUUUGCUGGCAGAGUUCAGGAAUGAGAUACAAACUUUGUCAAGGAUCGAACAUUUGAAUUUGGUUCGUUUGUAUGGCUAUCUGGAGCAAGGAGAUGAGAGGAUUAUUAUUUUUGAAUUUGUUGGUAAUGGAAAUCUGCGGGAGCAUCUCGAUGGCAAGCGAGGAGUCGUGCUCGAGAUUGCAGAGCGUCUGGACAUUGCCAUUGAUGUUGCUCAUGCUAUCACCUAUCUUCACAUGUACAACGAUGCGCCAAUAAUCCAUAGAGAUAUAAAGGCUACAAACAUCCUAAUCACCGAGAAACUACGAGCAAAAGUGGCCGAUUUCGGGUUUGCACGCCUUGUUGCAGAAGAUUCUAAUGCUACGCAUGUCUCGACCCAAGUUAAAGGAACAGCUGGAUACUUGGAUCCUGCAUAUUUAAGGACUUAUCAGCUCACUGAGAAGAGUGAUGUAUACUCCUUCGGUGUGUUGCUGGUAGAGCUCAUGACAGGAAGACGCCCAAUUGAAUCAAAAAGGGAUGUCAAACAAAGAGUAACCAUAAGAUGGGCAAUGCAGAAGCUGAAUGAAGGAGAAGCUGUGGUUGCCAUGGAUCCCAGGCUGAGAAGGACUUCUGCAUCCACACGGACCACAGAGAAUAUGCUCAAAUUGGCUCGCCGAUGCCUCGAUCCAUCGAGACCGUCACGACCAUCCAUGAAAACUAUUGGAGAGGAGUUAUGGGGAAUCCGAAAGGAAUAUCGAGAUAGGUUACUAUCGUCUUCUUGCUCGGAGUCUGUUCGUUCAGCAGAAUUUCCCGUUCGAAAUGCAAGAGAUAACCUUUAUGUUUCUUUAGGCAUUAAAGAUGACAAAGAUUUGUACAGCAAAUUUGUUUCUGCAUAAGUUACCAAUACUACUUAGACUCGUCUUUAAGGAUUAUGGUCCAUAGGUCAAGAAGUCUUGAUACGAUAAUUAUGCAUUCAUUAGUUGAAUUA
Molecule: messenger RNA, 1778 nt
Organism: Cucurbita pepo subsp. pepo (vegetable marrow)
Lineage: Eukaryota; Viridiplantae; Streptophyta; Magnoliopsida; Cucurbitales; Cucurbitaceae
Product: calmodulin-binding receptor-like cytoplasmic kinase 2
Biological process (GO): protein phosphorylation
Molecular function (GO): ATP binding; protein kinase activity
Source: RefSeq, a predicted model, not a curated record